AUGCCGUCUAGAGAAACAAGUAUCGUUAGUACCUGCAAAAAGAAGAUACCAAUCUCAGAUAAUAAAAUCAAAAAGAUACUAACUGAUGAGAUCGGCCACGAGAGAUCUUAUGACGCGAAUAAUGAAAAUGGUUCAUGCGAAGUAAGACAAUGGAAGAACGGAAAGACUGAUGAGCUACGUGACUCAAUGCAAGAAGCAGUUGCGAAAGAACAAGACAGUAUGGUAAUGAAAAAACAACUCACACCGUGCAGUAAGGGACAAGAAGAGAUGGAUGAGAAGAAUGGCUAUAUGAACUUGGAUGAUGAAAAUGAGCUAUGUGACUCAAUGCAAGAAGUAGUUGCAAAAGAACAAGACAGUACGGUAAUGAAGAAACAACCCAUACUGUGCAGUAAGGGACAAGAAGAAAUGGAUGAAAAUAAUGGCUAUAUGAACUCGACACUGAACCACACUCCAAUGAUCCAGAUCUCAUUAAAUG
This is a messenger RNA of Acaulospora morrowiae, 475 nucleotides long. The record is from the annotation of a GenBank genome assembly. Lineage: Eukaryota; Fungi; Glomeromycota; Glomeromycetes; Diversisporales; Acaulosporaceae.